AUGAACGGCGGCGGCGGCAAGAAGUUCGGCGGCGGGCGGGUGCCGACGGGGACCCCGUCGCUGGCGUGGUCCUCGGUGGUGGUGGUCGUCUCCCUCCUCGCCGGGGCCUCCAUCGUCCACAACAUCUACAAGCCCGACAUGACGCUUCCGCCGGUGGAGACCGCCGCUGGAGUCGGCGGCGGCGACCCAAAGGAGAAAAGUGAAACAAUCUCUCUUAAGCAAGCCCUCACUUCACCAGAUGCUGCAGACCUAUUCCAUCUGCCAUAA
Messenger RNA from Lolium rigidum, 267 nucleotides. RefSeq lists its product as uncharacterized. The transcript has 3 exons. Gene Ontology annotation, biological process: mitochondrial respiratory chain complex III assembly. The record is from RefSeq and is a predicted model, not a curated record. Gene Ontology annotation, cellular component: mitochondrion. The coding region runs from base 1 to 267 and encodes 88 amino acids. Lineage: Eukaryota; Viridiplantae; Streptophyta; Magnoliopsida; Poales; Poaceae.